AUGCUGCAGUACAAUCUCCGUGAUUACGAGGAGGCGUAUGGACAGAAGCGAAGGCAGCAGCACCAGCUCUUCCGAGCAAAAGUGCGCCACCAGGAAGAGUUGGAGUUUGAGGACAUGGAGCAGCUGCAUCGCUCAAACGAAACGCGCAAGUUCUACAAGAAGCUCAACGGAUCCCGAAACGGCUUCACGCCGCGAGUCGAAAUGUGCCGGGAUAAAAAUGGAGCUAUCUUGACGAACGAGCGUGAGUGUCGCGAGUACCAAGUCCCCACGCACCACCUUUUCAUCGACUUUAAAGCCGCGUACGACUCAGUCGAUCGCGAAGAGCUAUGGAAAAUUAUGGACGAGAACGGUUUUCCCGGGAAGCUGAUCAGACUGAUCAAGAUGACGAUGGAUGGGGCUAGGUGUUGUGUGAAGAUAUCGGGUGCGGAAUCGGACUCGUUUACUUCACUUGGGGGGCUUCGGCAAGGCGAUGGGAUCUCUUGUCUUUGUUUCAAUGUCGUGCUAGAAGGUGUUAUGAGACGAGCGGGCUUCAAUAUGCGGGGCACGAUCUUCAGCAAGUCCAACCAGUUCAUCUGCUUCGCCGACGACAUGGACAUUGUUGGCAGAACGUUCAAGGCGGUUGCGGAUGCGUACACCGACUUGAAGCGGGAAGCAGAGAAGGUAGUGGAGGAGUUUGUAUACCUCGGAUCGUUGGUAACGUCGGACAACAGCUGCAGCAGGGAAAUUCGGAGGCGCAUCAUCGCUGGAAGUCGUGCCUAUUUCGGUCUUCACAAGAGCCUAAGGUCCCGGAAAUUCUCCCUACAUACGACGUGUUCCAUCUACAAGUCGCUGAUAAGACCGGUCGUCCUCUACGGGCACGAGACGUGGACAAUGCUCGAAGAGGACUUACGAGCGCUAAGCGUCUUCGAACGUCGAGUGCUAAGGACCAUCUUUGGCGGCGUAUAUGAGAACGACGGAUGGCGGCGGAGAAUGAACCACGAACUUGCACAACUCUACAACGAACCAAGCAUCCGGAAGGUCGCGAAGGCUGGACGGUUGCAGUGGGCCGGUCAUGUUGCAAGGAUGCCGGAACGUACCGAGCAAUUGAGCCAACGGAACCAGAAGAUCAAUCCUGCGAAGUUGGUGUUUGUGUCGGAACCG
Messenger RNA from Culex pipiens pallens (northern house mosquito), 1140 nucleotides. RefSeq lists its product as uncharacterized. The transcript has 3 exons. The record is from RefSeq and is a predicted model, not a curated record. The annotation marks the transcript as partial. Lineage: Eukaryota; Metazoa; Arthropoda; Insecta; Diptera; Culicidae.